Musa acuminata AAA Group (dessert banana) is the source of this 648-nucleotide messenger RNA. RefSeq names its product transcription factor bHLH35-like. Gene Ontology annotation, biological process: regulation of DNA-templated transcription. Gene Ontology annotation, molecular function: protein dimerization activity; sequence-specific DNA binding; DNA-binding transcription factor activity. The coding region runs from base 1 to 648 and encodes 215 amino acids. NCBI's taxonomy places the organism in Eukaryota, Viridiplantae, Streptophyta, Magnoliopsida, Zingiberales, Musaceae. The record is from RefSeq and is a predicted model, not a curated record. Gene Ontology annotation, cellular component: nucleus. The transcript has 4 exons.
AUGGCUGCUCAGUCGACGUCGUCGACGCUACCGAAGAACAUCAUGGCGGAGCGGGAACGGAGGAAGAAGUUCAACAAAACGCUCUACGAUCUCCGAAGCGUAGUCCCCAACAUCACAAAGAUGAACAAGACGUCGGUCAUCCUCGACGCGAUCAACUACAUCCAAGAGCUUCAAGAGCAAGAGAGGUCGCUGGUGGAAGAGAUAUCAGAGCUGGAGUCGCCGAAACAGAUAACUGCACCACCUCAUGGCAUAAAGGACGAAGACCUUCUCCAUGCACAGAUGCAAAGGAGGAGAGCAGCAUCGAUGUCACCAAUCGAAGCGAUGGAAGUUAGCGUUGCAGAGAUGGGCAAUGGCAUCUCGUUGGUUAGCAUCACUUGCAACAAGAAGUGGAAUGCCAUUGUUAUGGUGCUUGAGGUUAUCGAGUCUCUUGAUCUCAGGAUCAUCACAGCCAAUAUCACUUCUAGCUUCGGAAAAGUCUUCCUCUCUCUAGUGAUUCAGGUACAGCAACUCAGCGAAGGAGGCCUCAUCGUCCCUGUGGAAGGUAUCGGGCAUACUCCGGAGCUCGUGAAUCCUCAUGACAGUGGGAUCGGAGGCAUCGUCGGCGAUUGCCGCGGCAGGAGGAGGAGGAGGAGGGUCUUGAAGCCCUAG